Messenger RNA from Glycine soja, 804 nucleotides. RefSeq lists its product as uncharacterized. Gene Ontology annotation, biological process: DNA transposition. Gene Ontology annotation, molecular function: transposase activity; DNA binding. The coding region runs from base 1 to 804 and encodes 267 amino acids. The record is from RefSeq and is a predicted model, not a curated record. The transcript has 3 exons. NCBI's taxonomy places the organism in Eukaryota, Viridiplantae, Streptophyta, Magnoliopsida, Fabales, Fabaceae.
AUGGAGUUUAGUACUCUGGCUGAAUUUAAAUCUGCCUUGAGGGAGUAUAGCAUAUUCAUAGGCAGGGAGUUCAGGUGGAAGAAGAAUGAUAAACAGAGGGUUAGAGCAAAAUGCAAGAAGGCAUGUUGUGAUUGGGAGAUCUACUGUGCAAAGAAUGAACACAAAAACUGUUUUCAAAUCAAGUCAUUUAAACAUGAGCAUAAAUGCUGCAGAGAAAUCAAGAACAAACAAGCAAAUAGAGAGUGGGUGGUCAGCAAACUUGAGGCCAAACUCAGAAUCCAGCCAAGCCUUAAAUGUGUUGAAGCUUUGGAUUAUUUCAAGCAAGAGUUUGGAGUUCACAUUGAAGUUACAAAGAUGUGGAGAGCCAUGAAAAAAGCAAAGCAACUAGUAGAAGGGAGUGAGAGGAAACAAUAUGCCAAAGUAUUUGACUAUGCACAUGAGUUGUUGAGGAGCAAUCCUGGACCAUUCAUAAGUCUAGAUGGAUGUUUCCUAAAAAGUGCAUUUGGAGGAAACUUGCUCUCUAUUGUUGGGGUUGAUGGCAAUAACCACAUCUUUGAUAUUGCUUAUGUUGCGGUGGACGUGGAUAACAAAGACAAUUGGAAAUGGUUUUUAACUUUGUUGCAUGAAGAUCUUGGAGAUUACGUACAGAAUAGGUGGAAUUUCAUGUCAGACAUGCAAAAGGGACUUAUUUCAUCUUUACAGGAAGUCAUGCCCGGUGCACCUCAUAGAUUUUGUGCCUUGCAUCUUUGGAAAAAUUUUAUUAAGAAAUGGAAAAGCAAGGAACUUAAAGGAUUAAAGGAAUAG